Monopterus albus (swamp eel) is the source of this 2486-nucleotide messenger RNA. Its product is annotated as polyhomeotic-like protein 3. The record is from RefSeq and is a predicted model, not a curated record. Gene Ontology annotation, cellular component: PRC1 complex; nucleus. The transcript is spliced from 7 exons. Lineage: Eukaryota; Metazoa; Chordata; Actinopteri; Synbranchiformes; Synbranchidae. The coding region runs from base 134 to 1990 and encodes 618 amino acids. Gene Ontology annotation, molecular function: histone binding; chromatin binding; zinc ion binding. Gene Ontology annotation, biological process: negative regulation of DNA-templated transcription.
AAUCAUCGCCCUUUCUUCCGGUCGCCAGCCGCAACCCGGUACAUACACCCACACUUCAGUGCAGUCGCCUGCUCCAGCCGUUGAGUCGCCUGAGCUUUCCAGCCAAUCAAAGAAGACUUUGAGUACCGACAAAAUGCUUCCACUUCCUCUAAACCCUUCAUUGCCAAAAAGCGCCUCUCCCCUGCCCUCCCCUCCAUCUCUACUGAGUCCAGCCUCGCCUCCUAGUCAGGCUGAACCCCAGUUACAGAUUCUGGUUCAGAAAGGAGAGGUGAAGGAGAGCAGGGAGCAGAGAGAAAGAGGACGAGGUGUAAAACCAGCCAUCGGAGACGAGGGGAGUGUUGUUAAAGACAUUAAGGUGGAGAAGGAAGACCAAAGAGAGACGGAGGAGAAAGAGAGGCUCACGAUUGAUAAUGAAGUCAAUCAUAAGGAACAGAAAGUUGAAACUGGCAAAGAGGAAGAACAGAUGGACGUGACAGAAGAAGGCCAGAGGGACAGAGAGACGAGAGAGGAAGGCAAGGAGAAGAAGAUGAUGGAGGAAGUGGGAGGAGAGACUGCCAUGGACCAGUCUGAGAGCCUGACCAGUCAGGCUCCCCAUCAGUACCAGAACACAGAUCCUGUCCCAACCUCUGAUACUGUGAAGGAUUCUGCCUCGGAGAUAAAACCGGUCCUGAGUCUCAUUUCAGCCCCAGUUCCAGUCCAAACCCCAGCCCUUGUCCCAGCUCCCGCUCCAGAAGUCCCUGUGCAGAGUCAGAGGCUGGCCGAGUCUCAUCGGGAUCUCCAGCCUGUGAGCCAGGAGGACUUCUGUGAGAUCAUGUCAACCCAGUCUGACAACCAGUCAGCGCUGUCCAGCCUCUCCUCUCAGUCACCCCCCUCCUCACCAUUUAUCACCGCCUUGGCAGAAAACUCGCCUCCCCUCCUUCCCGCUCAGAGCACCCACCUGACUGACCUCAGCUUGCGGCAGCACGAGACAGAGAAUGUCGACAAAGCAGAGUCGCAGCAGCUGGCCGAGACAGAGCCCCUCAGCCAAUCUGGAGAUGAGUUGGAGAGCUUCAGCCCCUGGGAGCCGAGUGUGUGGCCUGAGGGGCGACAGGUUCUGACUCACCUGGUGGAAGGAUUUGUCAUCCAGGAGGGGCUCCAACCAUUUCCUGUGCACCGCUCAUCCCUGCUGGUGCCAGAGCAGGUGGCCAAACCACAGGAAGUGAACGGGACCGCUGGGAAAGCAGUGCUGCAUGUGACGGACACGCCAAGACAAACCGAGCACUCCACAGAUUCAGACGAAGAUGAGGGGGGAGACACAGACGAGCUCGGGACCAGGCCGGGUCACCGGGACCGAACGGUGCUGCACUGCCAGUUCUGUGGGAAGAGAGGUCACGCACACAACUUCAUGCGGUCCAAACGCUUCUGCUCCACUUCGUGUGCACGCGGGUUUAACGUUCGUCUAACAAAGCGUCUGCGAGCUCUGAGUGCAGGCAGUCGCUCAGAGAGGCCCCGCCCACCUCUGAACAGGGCUGAGUCGGUCCCCGGGAAGCCUCUGCUGCUGCGCCUGCCUCGUGAUCUCUGGAGCGCCGGCCGACGUGAGAAGGAGGGAAAGGAGAAGGCAGCGGCGGCAGAGGAGGAGGACGUGAUGGCAGAAGCGGAGGACGACGACGACGGUGACGGCGUGGAGGAGGAACCUGCAGUUGCCAUGACAUUGAGGAUGGACCGCCAGGCAGUGCGGAGAGCGAGGAGGGCGUCCGCGCCCGCAGUCACCACAUCUACACCCACGACCACAUUCAAACCCUCCCCCUCCCAGUGGAGUGUGGAGGAGGUGACGGCCUUCAUACACACGCUGCCAGGCUGCAGCGAUGUGGCGGAGGCUUUCCGGCUGCAGGAGAUCGACGGCCAGGCUCUGAUGCUGCUGACCGAGGACCACCUGAUGACCAGCAUGAACAUCAAACUGGGACCAGCUCUCAAGAUCUGUGCUCACAUCAACACACUGAAAAACCAGUGAGAGAAAAAAAACUGAGAAAAAUCAAAACAGCCAAUAAAGACAUGUAGAAGAAAGACAGACGCUGACAGGAUGACAGAACAAAGUCCCAAAAAGAGAAUCGCGGUCAUUUAUGAGCUUAUAAAUGGAGGUGUGGCCUGAGUACAUGGGAACAGAGGAGAUGUGCAGAAGAGAACUGUCAGUCAUUCGUUUGGGGCCCACUACCUGUAGCAGGAGCCCGGGGGGUUUGUAACUUUGUGUAUAUUUUUCAUGCUGCUGGAGAGUGUACAUUUGAAGCUAUUUCAUGAAGGAUUUUGAACAUUUAAUAUAUAAAAUUUGUCUAUUUAGUUUUUUUAGACGUGACGUCAAUGACAGAUCUAUCCAGUAGCAAACAUAACCCAUGUGUGUACAAGAAAAAAUAUUAAUAUGUAGACUGUAAGUGAUUAAUGAAAGUUUAAUGUUUUAUAUCACUAUAUUCUGGACAAAAACAUGUCUGUGGAUUAAAAAAGUCACUAUCAGG